This is a messenger RNA of Rhodofomes roseus, 3327 nucleotides long. RefSeq lists its product as uncharacterized. The record is from RefSeq and is a predicted model, not a curated record. NCBI's taxonomy places the organism in Eukaryota, Fungi, Basidiomycota, Agaricomycetes, Polyporales, Fomitopsidaceae. The transcript has 7 exons. The coding region runs from base 1 to 3327 and encodes 1108 amino acids.
AUGAAAACGAACGACGAUCCCGAGACGAUCAGACAUGCCGAAGCCCUAAAAAGCCAACAAUAUACCUUCAGAGCUGAACCACAGCUCAUACCACUCCCAGAAUUGGACGCACCAUACGACUCACGCGAGGCCAUCGAGGUCCGCAUCCUGGACAUCCCAGCCAUAGGAGAGGGAGAAGAAUGUACAAAGAAGGUGUCUACUGACACCGAGGAGGCAAAGACGCACGGACCUGACACCUUAAGGGCCGAAGAAGGGCGCGCCGACGCUGCCGGUCGGAAAGAGAAGCAACAUGACAACCCGGCGGAAUGGGAAGAUGGGAAGCAGCCAGAUCCCCCAUCAGAUCGGAUCCGAGAUAGGAGUACACCACAACGAAAGAAGAAUAGCCAGUCCGGGAUGACACCCGACGAACCGAAGAAGGGCGCGCCGGAGGUGCCGACGUCAAACAACCACAACGCCACCUUGCAGACCGAUAUACCGGAAGAAAAAUCGCAACCAAAGCAAUCCAAUCGAAGACGCAGCACGUCGCACGUAGGGAGGAGCGAACACCGCGUCAGAACAAGUAAAAUCGAGAUGGAAAACAGCCCAAUAAGGAUGAGCCCGUCUAACGCUAAGGCUACCAGCGACGACAAAGGCCCGACGACGAACAGCAGACCCCCAUCCCCGACGCCGCUCGAACGGCUGCGCGCCGCAUCGCUUGUCCGACACCCUGGCCACCGCAUCAACGCUGAGCCAAACGUUCCGUCCCCAAGCACGAACCCCUGGUCGGCCUCACGACCGAUCUCGCCAGUCGAACGAUCAGGCAUCAGCUUCGCUCAAAUGGCUGCACGGCCCCCGUCCCCCCCGGCCGGAGCCACAAACAUGCCGGUAAACAUGCCGCAGGUGACAGAGCAGAACGAAGAUGAAGCGCAACAGGUCGUAGAACAGAGCCCACAAGGUGAAACGGCAGACGUAGGGGGUCACGAAGGAGAGGAGACGGACCAAGCGAACACAGAACCAACCAACGUACCCGCGACGGCCGCCACGUCACGCGCAGGUCGCUCGAAGAAGAACAAAGGAAAGGGACGAGCAAAGAAGGCUAAGACAGCGCUAGUAGUGGAGCGUACCGCCGCGAACGAAGCAACGCCCUCGGCGACCACGAACGAAACUACACCCACCGUCGAGUCCACGGAUGGAACGCCCACGAAGGAAGCAACGCCCGUCACGAACGAAGCUACGCCAAAGUCCAUCACGGACAAGGUCACACAGAACUCGAACACGAAGACCGCCGCGCGCGCGCCCCAGCCAGGAGGGACAGAGAACAUCCUAAGGCGGAACGCAAGACUCAUAAGCGAGGCACGUAAGAGGAGACGGAUCUUGACGGAUGUAGGAGGGCAGGAGGACUCGCCCGGCACUGCGAACAGAGAACAAGAGCAAGCCUCUCCCCCACCGCGUAUGUACAUCGAACAACUAGCCUGCACACCUCCUAACUACCCCGAACAUCACUGGCCGGGCACACCGCCAGAUCGACGAGGGAUGACAGACCCCCCCGCUCAAACCUCGUCCGACAAAGACCAAGACGGAGACGUCCGAAUGUACGACAUGGAGCUAGACCCGGACUACGACUCGGAGUACGAGUACGCGAACGAGACGGAGAGGAGACAGCGCAUAGCGGGUAUGAACCCAGCCACCAUCGCUAGAACACUCCGAGCGAGGCCGGUUGCACAAUCUGAACCGUCACACACCCAAUACGGACUUGUGACCCCCUCGUCGUCCGCUUCACGCGUAGGCAACACGAACCACAAUGCGACCGCGGGCCCCAGUCGUCAACAAGAGGUGAACGCCCAAGAGGACGAGUGGUACGAAGAGGACGAUCAUGACAUCGAAGAUAUGUAUUACGAAGGUACCCCAACGCCCUCCUACCACCGAACAACGCGGCAAGAUGACCCGAGUCGAUCCGCACCAGCGAUUCGCGCGAGACAGAACGCGGUACCAAGACAGUCCACCAGCGAAACAGCAGGGCAGGCAAACCCUACGCGGGCAACAGGGAACGAGUACCAACGUGCACAACGAGACGACGAGAGGAACAACACACAAACCCACCAGAACAACGUUGAUACGACCCCCCACAUCGAUACUGAAGGACGAAACGCACCACGUACGAGGUAUCAGAUACCAAGAAGACAGCCUCCAGCUGGCAUGACCAUACCCGCCCCAGGCCAUACCGGAAACGCGUACGCCAACCCACCACAGCAAAUGGGCGGCCAAGCCGCACCCGGCCAGGGAUCGCACGGACAUACGAACGGACACCAUGCACUGCCCAACGGUCCGAUAGCACCCAUGCACGUGCCUCAUGUGCACGCUCCACAGACCCAGGAGCCAGCGGACGGAUGGAGACGAGUACAAGGAAGAGACUUCUACUCGCGCUUCGUCAAUACCAGACGCACGCAGGUCAUCGACUGGUCAUCAGACAACCAACCGCACGUCCACGCACACGUAGCAGGACAUGGCACGAACGAUGAGGGGCAUGUAGGCAGAACGCUUGCAAUUCAAGAGGUCCUCCGAGAGCGAGGAAUGCCACACGCGCGUAUCACUCCUGCUGUACCCGCUAUACCGCAAAGACAACAUAACGUGGCACCGUACUACUAUCACAUAGGCAACAUCACACAGGCACAGGCGGACGAGCUCGUCAGGGAGCACUGGGUCUCAACGGCCAAUAUCACUGUCGGUUUCGAACUACCCAACCACGAGCCGCCAACACUGAUCGGGUUCUUCAGACACCCGGAACGCGUAGCCGAGCUCACGGACGAGGCGCUAGCGGAUGGCUUCCGUACAGGCUUUAACGACCAGGACCUCCUCCGUUUCACGCUCGAGACCAUCGACCGCGACAUCCGAGCGGGCGGAAGAUGGCGACACGUCCCCGUUGACGAGGCCUUCCAACAGAUCCGUCGUUCCGUCCGUGUACGUCUACUCCGUCGAAUUCACCAAGGCCACCCCGAUCCUAUCGCUGCACUGUAUAUUGAAUCACCCACUGCUGACCCCGGGGAUUGGAAUGCGUUCAGGGAACGUGUUCGCCAACACAUCUUCGGCUCAAGCCGCUCCGGCCCACCUGAAAUCCUAUGGGAGACCUUCCUCUGCGGCAUAUGCCAUUCCGCUGACCACCCUACCGGACUAUGCUACCUACCGAACGUACCUGAGCAGCCGCGCAAGAAUACGCUAGGCGUAACCCAGCUCCUCCAACUCAUGGACGCGGUGGCCGAGGAGGCGGCCAAGGACGUGGGGGACGCGGUAGAGGACGUGGCCGUGGAAAUGAUGCCUAGUAGCUUAUUGCAGCUUAAGGACUACGAGUAG